CAGUGCUGGAAAAUGCCCUUACUCCUGCUCAUGUGACAGCUGUGGUGGUUGAAAAAUAAUGAUAAGCCAGGUUGGACGAGAGUUGUACAAAGUGCCGCUUCGCGUUCUAGAUCAUCGCGUAUUUGUUAACGGCGAGAUCGAAGCUUUCCUGGACAAUUUCGAGGUGCGGCGCAACGACAGCGAAGUGGAGAAACUUUUCCAGGUCACCGAAACCGUAGGAUCGCUCAAGUACGAUCUUUCAGAGCGUUUUAUUGCAUUGGGCCAGCAAAACCUCACCGCUCUGGGCACCGAAGUGAACAAUCUUUUGUGCGGAGUCAACAACCUGUUGGAAAAAGCCAAAGUAGAACGGACGGCCAGCGCUCAGUUGCAAGAGGCACGACAGUCACGUGAGCAGCGCCGAUCUGAAUUUCUGACCAAUCUACAGCACGGCUACGCUCGCAUUGAGAAUUCGUUUGAAGAAAAGGAGGAAGAAAUCGCCGAACUCUACUCCGAUCUGCAAUUGAAGCUGAGCACUGCGAAAUAGUAGCCGCCGCUCCAAAAUGCUCAAAUCAACAAUC
Drosophila guanche is the source of this 557-nucleotide messenger RNA. RefSeq names its product biogenesis of lysosome-related organelles complex 1 subunit 5 (gene Muted). Gene Ontology annotation, cellular component: transport vesicle; BLOC-1 complex. Lineage: Eukaryota; Metazoa; Arthropoda; Insecta; Diptera; Drosophilidae. The transcript is spliced from 3 exons. The coding region runs from base 59 to 523 and encodes 154 amino acids. The record is from RefSeq and is a predicted model, not a curated record.